Molecule: messenger RNA, 7510 nt
Organism: Girardinichthys multiradiatus
Lineage: Eukaryota; Metazoa; Chordata; Actinopteri; Cyprinodontiformes; Goodeidae
Gene: agla
Product: amylo-alpha-1, 6-glucosidase, 4-alpha-glucanotransferase a
Exons: 35
Coding region: 184-4803 (1539 amino acids)
Biological process (GO): glycogen catabolic process; glycogen biosynthetic process
Molecular function (GO): 4-alpha-glucanotransferase activity; amylo-alpha-1,6-glucosidase activity
Source: RefSeq, a predicted model, not a curated record
UGUGGCACAGUUGGCUUGCCAUACCUGGUGCAACCCACCGUGACGGGGCCCCUCCCCCUUAGUUCAGCUGCUGUUCUUCCAAGGUGGCACGGUCAAGCUGCAGACUGCUCUCCCGUGGCUGUGACAAACCAACAACACAACUGACAGGAGACCAGGCUUUGCUCCAACUUCAGGAGAGCACCCAUGAUGCUACCUCAGCACCUGAAGCAAAUCAGAGUCCUCAUGCUUAAUGAAAAGGAAAAUUUAGAGAGAACUUUGUUCAGGCUUGAACAAGGUUUUGAGCUCCAGUUCCGCCUGGGUCCAAGCCUUCAAGGAAGGAGGGUAAUAGUUCACACCAACUACCCACUUGAUGGACAGAAGUUCAUUCGAAACAACUUCCGGGUUUUAGCCUGGAACUACCCAACAGGAAGGGAGGAUGACUCCGAUAAGCACUGCUCUGUGGAACUCAAGGCUGCCGGAUCCUACCAGUACUACUUCGGAUAUGCAGGUGUGGAGAAGUUAGGAGGAGGUUACAUUGUUGUUGACCCUGUACUACGUGUUGGAGAAGAUAACCAUGUCCUCCCACUGGACUGCAUCACCAUCCAGACGUACCUGUCCAAAUGUCUGGGACACCUUGAUGACUGGCCAGACAGGCUGAGAGUAUCAAAGGAGUCGGGUUACAACAUGAUCCACUUCACUCCUGUGCAGACUUUGGGAGAGUCUAGGUCCUGUUACUCCUUAGCUGACCAACUGACCCUCAGCCCUGAAUUUAGCCCAAAUGGCAAGAGUUACACCUGGGAAGAUGUGGGAGGACUGGUGGAAAAACUGAGGACGGAAUGGAAUAUGGUUUCAAUCACUGACGUGGUGUAUAAUCACACUGCUGCAAACAGUGUGUGGAUAAAGGAGUAUCCAGAGUGUGGCUAUAACCUGGUCAACUCUCCUCACAUGCGUCCUGCCUGGGUCUUAGAUAGAGCUAUCUGGCAUUUAACCACCAGAGUAGCAGAUGGACGCUACAAAGAGAAGGGACUUCCUCCUGACAUUACCAACGAGAGCCAUCUGAAUGCCCUCCGCAGCGUGUUUUGGGAGGACAUAUUUCCUCAGAUCAAACUGUGGGAGUUCUACCAGGUCAACGUGGAAAGUGCCGUGGAGCUGUUCAAAAUUCUGCUACAAAAUGGCAGCAAACUGGAUCACCGUAAGACUGAAGGAAAAAAAGGGUUCAAGAUCAUUCAAGACCCCCAGUACUGUCGUUAUGGCAACACAGUGGACAUGGACUCAGCUUUGGAGACAUUUGUACCUCACAGCUCCUCACCACAGCAUAUCGAGGAGUGCUGUGGACGCCUGAAACAGAGGUUAACUCAGCUGAAUGAAGAACAGUACCACAUUGUGCAACAGCAUCAGAAGCAGGCAGUCAACUGCGUUGUGGGGAACAUAGUGUAUGAACGUCUAGCUGACCACGGUCCUAAACUGGGUCCCAUUACCAGGAAAAACCCUCUAGUCCCCAGGUAUUUCACCUUCCCAUUUGUGGAAAUGACUUUGGAGCAGGAGAUGGAGUUUCUAUACCAACCAGAUAAGAUGUGCCACUUCCUGGCUCACAAUGGUUGGGUAAUGGGUGAUGAUCCACUGCGCAACUUUGCUGAAGAAGGUAGAGGGUCCAAUGUGUACCUCCGUCGGGAGCUAAUCUGCUGGGGAGACAGUGUCAAGCUCCGUUAUGGUAAUGCACCCGAGGAUUGCCCCUACCUGUGGGAGCACAUGCAGAAAUACACGGAAAUUACUGCCAAAUAUUUCCAUGGAGUCCGAUUGGACAACUGCCACUCUACACCCUUGCAUGUUGCUGAGUUCAUGUUGGAUGCAGCCAGAGUGGUCAGACCCAACCUGUAUGUGAUAGCUGAACUCUUUACCGGCAGCGAACCCGUAGACAAUGUAUUUGUUAACCGGCUGGGAAUCAGCAGCCUUAUAAGAGAGGCCAUGUCGGCGGGUGACAGCCAUGAAGAGGGCCGACUGGUGUAUCGCUAUGGUGGAGAGCCAGUCGGAGCCUUCGUUCAGCCUACCCUGCGUCCUCUGAUGCCCUCCAUUGCUCACGCCAUGUUCCUGGAUGUCACACAUGACAACGAGUGCCCCAUACAGGUACGGUCAGCCCUCGACUCUUUGCCCAGUUCUGCUGUCGUCUCCAUGGCCUGCUGUGCUACUGGCUCCACCAGAGGAUAUGAUGAACUGGUGCCACAUCAGAUUUCUGUGGUGAAAGAGGAGCGUUUUUACCCCAAGUGGAAUCCCUCUACAGCUCCCACCUCCACUUGGGAAGUUGGGUUUCAGAGUGGCAUCAUUGCUGGGAAACUGGCUCUUAACAAACUGCACCAGGAGCUGGCAGCCCAGGGAUUUAUACAGGUAUAUGUGGAUCAGGUUGAUGCAGAUAUUGUUGCCAUUACCCGUCACUGUCCCAGCACACACCAGUCUGUGGUAACAGUGAGCAGGACAGCCUUCAAGAACCCUAAAACAUACCAGUACGACAACAAUGUCCCACCUAUUUUCAUACCUGGCAAGAUUGAAGAAAUUGUACUUGAGGCAAGGACAGUGGAGAGGGAAUCUGAGAGUUACAAGAAGCAUGAGAAAUACAUCAAUGGCAUGCCAGAAUACACAGUGGAAAUAAAAGAGCAUAUACCGAUCGAGGAGAGUGCAGUGGUGAAACAUAUUGGCGUCAUCUCUAAAGGCCGGUCGGAGUUUGUGCAAGAAAUUCAGUUCCAGAAAUUGACACCUGGCAGUGUCAUUGUCUUCAGAGUUAGUUUGGACACGAAAGCACAGAAGCUGGUUGGUGUGUUGAGGUUCUAUCUGUCCCAGUUCAGUCCAAAGUACAGGAGGGGCAGUGUACCUGACGAAAAUCCACCAGAGGUGCUGCAGAAACCCCUUGCACAGUUGGUGUCUAAGCUGACACUAGCAGACAUGAACAUCUUGCUGUUUCGCUGUGAAGCUGAAGAACAAGAAGACGGUGGAGGCUGUUACAGCAUACCAGGCUGGGAGAGCCUGAAGUAUGCAGGACUACAAGGUCUGAUGUCAGUGUUUGCAGAUAUCCGUCUCAUCAAUGACCUGGGUCAUCCUCUGUGUGCUAACCUCAGAGAAGGAGACUGGCUCAUAGACUUUGUCUUCAACAGGCUGAUACACAGAGAUGGACCUCUGGCACAGGUGGGUCAUUGGUUUGGGGCCAUGUUUGACUACCUGAGGCACUUCCCUCGAUACCUCAUCCCGUGUUACUUUGACGCCAUCCUGGUGUCGGCUUACACCACGGCUUUGGAUGCCACAUUCAAACUCAUGUCAAGCUUCGUCGAGAAAGGUUCCACAUUUGUCCAUCAUCUGGCGCUAGGCUCGGUUCAGAUGUGUGGUGUUGGACGUUUUCCGGCUCUGCCUCCCAUUUCAGCAAAAGUGCAGGGCGUCCCAUACCGCAUCAGUCCCAUCACUGGAGAGAAGGAGCAGUGCUGUGUCUCACUGGCAGCAGGUCUUCCCCAUUUCUCUGCUGGGAUUUUCCGUUGCUGGGGCAGAGACACUUUCAUUGCUUUCAGAGGACUCAUGCUUAUCACAGGGAGACACAGUGAGGCACGCAACAUCAUCCUGGCAUUUGCUGGGACUCUACGUCAUGGUUUGAUCCCCAACCUGCUGGGAGAGGGUCACAGUGCUAGAUACAACUGUAGGGAUGCUGUGUGGUGGUGGCUGCAGUGUAUUCAGGACUUCACCAACCUCGUUCCAGAGGGACAUGAAAUCCUGCGUUGCUCAGUCACACGCAUGUACCCCACAGAUGACUGUGAGCCCUGCAAACCUGGGGAGGUGGAACAGCCAUUGUGUGAUGUCAUUCAGGAAGCACUGCAGCGCCACCUGGAGGGUAUUUCCUUCAGAGAGAGGAAUGCUGGACCCAAGAUAGACAUGAACAUGAGGGAUGAAGGAUUCAAUGUGGUUGCUAAAGUGGACUCAGCUACAGGUUUUGUGACCGGAGGAAACCGCUUUAACUGUGGUACCUGGAUGGACAAAAUGGGGGAGAGUGACAGAGCGAGGAACAAGGGGAUGCCUGCUACUCCGAGAGACGGAGCGGCAGUGGAGAUAGUCGGUCUCAGUAAAUCAGUAGUUCGUUGGCUUGUAGAACUGCAGGCUAAAGGACUGUUCCCCUAUGACGGAGUUAAGGUGCACAGAGAUGGUACAGAAGUGUUCAUCUCUUACUCUGAGUGGAACCAGCAGCUUCAGCAGUCAUUUGAAACUGAAUUCUGGGUAUCUGAGGACCCACAUGACCCCAAUGAGAAGCACCCUGAUUUGGUGCAUAAAAAGGGCAUUUAUAAAGAUAGUUAUGGAGCUUCCAGUCCCUGGUGUGACUACCAGCUGAGGUCCAAUUUCAUCAUUGCAAUGGUGGUGGCUCCAGAGCUGUUCACGUUAGGAAGAGCCUGGAAGGCUUUGGGAGUAGCUGAGAAAAAACUUCUGGGGCUGCUGGGAAUGAAAACUCUUGACCCAGAUGACAUGGUGUACUGCGGUGUUUAUGAUAAUGCACUGGAUAACGACAACUAUAACCUGGCAAAGGGCUUUAACUACCACCAAGGACCUGAGUGGCUGUGGCCUGUCGGCUACUUCCUCCGUGCUAAACUGUUCUUUGCCAAGAAGUUAGGGGAGGAGACCUACUCGAAGACAGUCACACUGGUGAAAAAUGUUCUGUCACGACAUUAUACGCACUUGGAGAGGUCUCCGUGGAAGGGUUUACCAGAGCUGACCAAUGAGCAAGGCCAGCACUGCCCCUUCAGCUGUGAAACCCAGGCCUGGUCUCUGGCCACUGUGCUGGAGGUGCUUUAUGAUCUGUAGAGGUCCCAUCAAGCUGUGAGCCAGUCACUUCCUCUGGUAUCAUAACAGUGCUUUCUUGUAGUAACUUUAAAUUAAAAAAAAUUAAAUUAAAGAAACAAUAACAUAAAAUCAGGCAAGUUUUCGUUUUCUAGGGUAACUGUUGUAUGGUAACAAGGUUUUUUGUCAAAGCAUUUUAAGGUGAAGCCUUUUUCCACUUUGAAUAUUCUUGCUCAUGGAAUCUCCCUUAUGCCAGUUUGAUCCAGGUGAUUUUUUGAAAAGCAAAUAUUAAAAUUUUAUGGAGGAAAAAAAAACUUAAGGACCAGAACGUAAAACCCUACACAUUCUUUUUGUUGUUAUUCCUGCUUGAACCUUCACUGAUUCUUCUGUUGGGACAACCUGUCUCUUUGUUGAAGGCCUAAACAGCUUUUCAUUGGCUGCCACAUUAUUGUACGUUUUGACAGAAAUAACACUGAAAGGAACCUGGGCUGUUAUCAGCCUUUAAUGGAGCAAACAGGAUGUAUACUUAAAGUUCACACCAACACACGUCAGACCAGCUGAAUAAUACCACAUUAAAGGUUUACUUUGUACAUCCCCCUAGACAGAUGGUAUGAACAGAGAUGCCUCUCUUUAUCGUAAGGAAACGAAGCCAGCGAUGCAGAUUGUUUCUUAGCAACGUUUUCUGUGCAUUUUUAGUGUUUUUACAGGAUUUCCUUGCAGAUAUAACGAUCAGUUUUAUGUGUGCAGUGAAUUUUAUUUUAUCCUGAACUCUUAUUUUUCCUUCAUAUGUAGGAUAUUAGUAAUGAUACUGAUCUGAGUCCACACCUGCAAAGGUACAAGGCUGUAUAUUAAACACUGAAACAGGCGGCUGUCAGCUAAUACAUGCUAACGUUUUGUUCUCUUAAGUCUUCUUCUGACCUGCUGAAGAAAGCUCUAUUUUCCAUCUACCUUUUUGGUGAAUUUUAGAAUUAACGUUUAGCAAAUUAAGUAAAUCCAAACUCAUAAAUAACCAGAGAUUAGUAAAAACAUCUACCAUCUACAAUCUUUGUAUGUUUUCAUCCUUCAUGUUGUAUGAAAACCUUAUUUUUCUGUGAUUCUAUUGUUGGAUGUCCCAGCGGAAAGCUAAACUAGUAAGACUAAUGUUCUCCACAUGUUGUACCACACUGAGACAUUGUUUUAAAAGCAGAAUCAGCUGUUAUGGUGAUGACAUUUCAGAACAUUUACACACUCUUGUGGCCACAUACAGUCUAUGGUAAUGUAAAGCAUGUUUUGUAAUGUUUCAUUUUAAAGCAGUCCUCUGGUUAGUCACUGUUGUACACCUUUACAUUUAUUUAAAUGUUUGACUAAGCUGAGCACUACAGUGUCUACAUGUAAACCACAGAACACAGUCCAUAACAUUGGAGUACAUAUUACGCAGCAGGUCACACCAUCAACAAAAAGGACACAUUUAUUGGUGAACUUGUAAAAAGCAUUAAACAAAUGAAUAUUCUCAGCAGCACCAUAUUGUCACUCAGAAAAAUCCAACCUUGAACUUGAGUAGAUUUGAGUGGGAAAACGUCCCAUGUUCAGAAAUAAUAUUUUUAAUAAAGUCACUGGUGGCGCAAAAGAAAAACUGGCAUCUGCUUUUCCCAGAGGAGCAGCACAAUCUUCUACAAUAUUUCACACAAUAUGAGCAUACUGAGAAUACUAACCAUUCUAGAUGGUCCAGAGUUGUGGAUCUUGUCUGAUACUUUUUUUUUUUUUCAUCUUCCACCAUUCUUAGCUUGAGGUAUUCUCCCACAUAUUCAAUCUUUGUUUCGCACCAGGCCCACCUGGAGUUUGUGUUCCCAAAAAGCUCAAACUUGGUCUCAUAUGACCAAGUAGAGUUUAAUAGACUAUAUGUUUGUUUGUGAUAGUAGAAUGAAUAGGCUUUUCUGUUGUAGCUUUACUCCUUAAUUACAGGUUGACAUGUAGGUAGCAUCUAAUUGUUUAUGAGGAGACUCUGUGACCCUUUGCUGUAGUUUUCUAACAGUGAGGUUUGGUUACGGAAUAUUGCACCAGUGCUGAGUCUAUUAAAAAUAUUUUUUUCUAAAUAUUGUUUCCCCGCUGAAAGUAUGUACAUUCAACGUUGGAUUUUUUUCAAAACGUUUAAGCGAGUUUACCCUGCUGCAAUCAAAUGGGGAUUCAUAAAUGUGGCCAAAAGUGAAUAUAGUCGGACACCCUCAGUCAAGAUAUGUUUAGCAUUUUCUUCCUCUACAGCACCAUUUUCUGAAUAACGUCUUAGUUCACCGAGUUGCUUUAAGAUGCAGGAAUUUGUAGUUGACAAUUAGACCACUGGACCCAUUUCUCACAAUCUGAUGUAACUAACUCUUCACCUCAAGCCUUUAAAUACUUGUCAGUAAAUCUGUUUCCUGCAACACAGGACUUUCACUUCACUGCAGCUCUACUAACAGUGUAUCUCUAUCAUGACAGUUUCCCAAAAAGCAGUUAGAUUUUCCUCUUUUCUUUCCCCAUAUCCCAAUUUAAUGGAAAACAAACUAAAGUCUUGGUUUUCAUGAAGUUGUGCUCAGAUACGGUCUAACCUUUGUCCUACAACCACUUCAUGUGAUCUCAGACUUUAUUUUAGUUUUUAUGGAGAGCUGCUGGCUGCUAUGGAUGCGGUCCGCUGCGGCAUACAUCUGGAUACUAUGCGUUGAUGUUAACUGUAAACAGUAGAUGGAGAAAUGCUGAAUAAACUGUUACAUGACUAAAA